AUGUCUGGGCACUCGCUCUCCAUCACCGAUAGAAGUUCACGUAUUUUAUUCAAAGCAGAGUCGGAGCUGCGGGAGGUGCUGCUGUAUGUGGUGCAGGCGCUGAGCAGGGAUAGCCCACGCCACCUCAAACGGUGGUGGCCGCAGCUGAAGGAGGCGCUCCACGACGCCGGUGUCACCGACGCCCGCGAUGUGACGGACUGCGUCGCGCGCUGCCCUGACGCUGGGAUAUUGGGCGAGCUCGCCGGGGGCAAGAAUUGGGUCGUCGAGGAUGGUCGCCAUGUGGCCGCUGUAGCAGCCAUGCUCCACCACUCUUUGCCAUCUAUGGUGAAGGUGAACAUGGAGGCCGCGGCCCUGAGGAAGGUGCCGUGGGGGGCACUCGUGGCGGCGGCAGAGGGCGUAGAGGUCGACCUAUGGCUGUACCGCCCUGACGACUGUGAGCUCCACGACGACCUCCUCCUGCCGCUGCGCGACAGCGGGGUGAGGCUGCGGAAAUUCAGCGGCUCAGUGGGCACCUCUGCUGGGGUCACUGCCCUCGCUUCUGUGUGUCAGGGCGCUGACCUUACUUUCCACAUGUUGGCGCCCCUGGACUUCAGCGCCCUCGGGGGGACAUACAAGAAUCUCUCGGUGUACACGCGUCCACUCCCACCCCCUGCCUCAGUCUCCCCCACGUUGCCGCUGCCCCCUUCCCCCCCGCCAUGGCUGCACGUGCAGGGGGCGGAUGAGGGGUCCUGGGAGGCCGUGGCCCACACUAUCACCUCCCUCGCCCCCCCUGGCAAGAGAUUCAGGGGGCUGACGCUGCAGUUCUGCAGGCUGCGUGCUGCUGAGCUGCCACUGCUGCUGCAAUACCUUCAUGCGGCGGGCGUCAGGACGGUCGACGGCACUUGGACGGUCGACGCGAUCGACACGUGCGCCUGGGCUUGGUGGUAUGUUGACAGCGGCCAUUGA
Molecule: messenger RNA, 945 nt
Organism: Hyalella azteca
Lineage: Eukaryota; Metazoa; Arthropoda; Malacostraca; Amphipoda; Hyalellidae
Exons: 6
Coding region: 1-945 (314 amino acids)
Source: RefSeq, a predicted model, not a curated record